AUGGCAACCUCUGGCAUCGGCAACCUCGGAACCCUCAUCAAGAGGCUCGAGGCUGCCACCUCCAGGCUCGAGGACAUCACUGUCGCCCAGUCCCAGUCCUACUCCCAGUCUGGCCAACCCGGUGCCGCUGCCCUUGCUGGCGCGGCCGCAGGAGCCGCACCUCCCCCUCCCCCGCCUCCUCCGCCCCCCGCACCUGUCGAAGAGGUCAAGGAGGACCCGACCUCCGUCAAGGCCUGGGAUGCGUCGGUCGCAGGUGCCCUCGCCGAGUACCAGGAACUCAGUGGAAGGAUCGGUAAUCCCGUCGCCGAGCAGGCCAACAUCGUCGUCAAGACCUUCGCCGAGCAGCGCAACCUCAUCCUCCUCGCCGCAUCUUGCACCAAGCCUGCCGGCGGCCUCCAGUCGCCCGCCUUUGCCAAGCUCCUGCAGCCCCUGCAGGCGGCGCUGAUGGAGGUGAUCGAGGUGCGCGACAAGAAUCGCGGCGAAAAGCGGUACUUUAACCACCUGAGCACCGUCAGCGAGGGCAUCCCCGCCGUCGGCUGGGUCGCCAUCGAGCCCAAGCCUGGCCCGUACGUCGCCGAGAUGAAGGACAGCGCCCAGUUCUACGCCAACCGCGUCAUCAAGGACUACAAGGACACCGACAAGACGCAGGUCGAGUGGUGCCGCUCCUUUAUCAAGCUGCUCGAGGCGCUCCGCACCUACAUCAUGCAGAACCAGACCACGGGCCUGGUGUGGAACCCGCAAGGCUCGGAUCCCGAGACCGCUGGCUCGUCGGCGCAGGCUGCUCCUGCCGCCGGAGGCAUGGACGCCGUCUUUGGGCAGCUCAACCAGGGCGAGAGCGUGACCAAGGGUCUGCGCAAGGUUGACCCAAGCCAGAUGACGCACAAGAACCCCGAGCUGCGGGCUUCCAGCACUGUCGCUGCACCGACCAAGGCCGCGCCGCCACGGCCGGCAGCCAAGCCUGCCAGCCUCAAGGCCAAGAAGCCGCCACGCACCGAGCUCGAGGGCAACCGCUGGAACAUUGAAUACCACGAAGACAACAGCAACAUCAUCCUCGACCAGACCGAGCUCAACCAGACUGUCAACAUCUUCAACUGCAAGAACUGCACCAUCCAGAUCCGCGGCAAGAUCAAUGCGGUCCAGAUGGCCAACUGCCAGAAGACGUCGAUCCUCAUCGACACGCUCGUGUCGUCGCUCGAGAUUACCGGCUCCCCGUCGUUUGCCGCGCAGAUUACGGGCUCGACGCCGACGGUGCUGCUCGACUCGAACGACAGCGGGCAGCUGUACCUGUCCAAGACGUCGCUCGACACCGAGAUUAUCGCGGCCAAGUGCAGCGCGAUCAACGUCAACGUGCCUCUCGAGGGGGGCGAGGAGGGCGAGUUUGAGGAGUAUGCGCUGCCGGAGCAGCUCAAGUUUACGAUUGACAAGAGCGCGGGCAAGAAGGACAAGAUCCGGAGCGAGAUUGUCGUGCACACGGCCUGA
This is a messenger RNA of Pseudozyma flocculosa PF-1, 1479 nucleotides long. RefSeq lists its product as uncharacterized. The record is from RefSeq and is a predicted model, not a curated record. Bases 1 to 1479 code for a protein of 492 amino acids. The transcript is spliced from 7 exons. Gene Ontology annotation, biological process: cytoskeleton organization; regulation of adenylate cyclase activity. NCBI's taxonomy places the organism in Eukaryota, Fungi, Basidiomycota, Ustilaginomycetes, Ustilaginales, Ustilaginaceae. Gene Ontology annotation, cellular component: cytoplasm. Gene Ontology annotation, molecular function: actin binding; adenylate cyclase binding.